CAGAAUAAAAUUGUCUUGUUCCCAAGGCUUUGUCUCAGGCUGAAUUUGUGAGCAGGUACUGUUUCUCAUAACUGGGGGCUCAUCCAGGAUCCGACACUCCGACCGUUCGACACUCAUGGGAUGACGGGGAAGGUGCGCCUCGCCGAUUUCGGCGAUCUCCAACUCCCUUGUUUGUCGUUCGCGGUUUGGGCGAGUGCAAUCCGGACUGGGAGACCCUGGAAGCAAGACGGGUAGACGCGGCGGGUCCGGUCGGGUAACUUUUGUGCACAAGACGCGGGUCAGGAAAGGUCUUAAAGAUCUGACCGGGGGAGCAGCGGUGUUUGCUGCAGGUAUUGCCACGGGGACGUACGGGAAGUACGGGAAAGAGUUGUAACGAACAGGUAGCUCCGUGCGCGGACCAAGGAAGAAGGGUCUGUUGACCCAGACACCUCCACUAGAGUUCGCAGUACAUCAGAUACGACCGGGUGAUUGGGUCUUGAUCAAAACCUGGAAAGAUACCAAACUACACCCAAGCUGGGAGGGACCGUUCCUAACCCUCCUGACUACUGAAACAGCCGUCCGAACUGCUGAAAAAGGGUGGAGUCAUCACACUCGUGUUAAGGGUCCAGUGGACGCUCCUUCCCCUCCGGCCGAGUGGCAAGCUCAUCCUACAGACAACCCUUUGAAAGUCAAACUGAACAGAAAGAAUGAACUGAACUGAUAUGAGAGACUAUUAAGUAUUGGUUAAAAUUUUUUUUUGAAUUGUAAGCGUUGCAUGAACCCACGCCUCCCGGGUACUUAAAGGGUUAGGCAAUAGACAGGUAAGGGGAAGGUUGGGAAGCUGAAAUGAGCAGGAAGCUUUAUGUUGUUACGAUAAUAUUGGCGCUAGUUGCCAAAGGGGUUGGGAAGAAUCAUUUUACCGCGUUAUGUCACAAUUAUGCUAGAGUAAUGGGGCGUACUGACUGUUGGGUAUGUGCUGUGAUCCCACACCAUGGAGAAUCUGGAAUCCCUCUCACAGUAGUCCAUUUACCAAUAGAGAGGUGUACGAGGUACAACAAUUUGAUUUGGGGUCAAAUGAUACAAAAUGGAGAUCUGAAAGGGGUGAUUAUAAAUUCGCGGGAUGGUUCCCACGACCAGCUCCAAAAACCCCGGGUGCUAUCAACGGCCUUAGGGUUUCCACACCGAAAGGAGUAGUCAAUACUGCGUGUUUCUGCAAUCAGAAUGAGAGUGCACCCUUCCAGUUAGGAAACUCAUCUUGUGUCGCCACCAGCCAAGCUACUGGCACAAAUGUACCCAACAUAUUGAAUGGGACAUAUUGGAUAUGCGGCCUAGAGGCCUAUCCCUUUAUCCCCGGGGAAAGGUACAUUCGGGUGACCGAAUGCGUAGGAAGCGUAGAAAUGCAAGAAUGUUAUGAUCUUGAUCUAACACUGCCUCAAAGUCAGAAAGGCUGGAGUGGCUGUUGCUACCUCGCCUACCUAAUUCCCCAUCUGAGGCUGUUAGAUAAAACCCCAGAAAUAACUCAGAAUGGGCAGGGAGAGAAGCGGACACCCCGAGAAUUAACCGAAGGGGAUCGCUUCCUCUGGACCUUGAUACCUAUGUAUGAGACUGCCCGAGCAGGAAGAGAAAUACAAAAGUUGGCGCCUUCCCUGGAGGAGUUGGCCAACAAUACUGCAGAUGCGUUGGCCGAGACACAACCCCAAGUGGUGGCCAUAACGACUGAAAUGAUUGCCACCAGGCUAAAGACUCUUUAGAAUGGGAUGGCUCUAGAUCGUAUUCUGGCAGAGAAAGAUGGUACCUGUGCACUAAUUGGGGAAGAGUGUUGUACAUACAUACCUGAUGCUUCCCAUAACAUUCUGGUAAUGGGGGAGUUGGGGAUUAGCUGGUUGGGGAAAGUGGUUGGUUAAUUUGGCCAUCUAUGGAUUAUUGAUAUUAGUAGGUCUAGUGGUGGGGUUUAAUGUCCUCAAAUGGAUACUGAACCGAUUAAUGACAUCUCUAGGGGAAUGAACCCUAGUACAUCACCAGAUGCUUUUACAAUCAUCAGAUGGUAUGCAACAAACAGAAAGUCAAAGAAUGCUUCUAGAGUUCGAAAAACGAACAUCACAAAGAGUGAUUUGAGGGCUAACCGUGUACAAGAUUGUGAACCUCAAUGCCAGCAAGCGUAAGAUGGCAGAAAAUGGGAAAAUGAAUUUAAAAAAAGGGGGCUUAAUUAGUGCAGAAACAACAGUUUGAGAAAAAGAAAAAGGGGGAAUUGUGAGAGAUUAGAAUUGUUGUUUCUGCAGAUAAGGAUGAAUGGUGGGGUCUUGCAAAAGUAGACCAUUAUGGCCACAAGAUUUUAUAGCAGAAAGUCACAAGAUUUUGUAGCAGAAGUUUAUCAUUAACCAGAGAUUAGGUUCUGCAAAGAUGGCAGUUAGCACGACCAGAAACAUUCUUUCUGCAGACAAGGACAUGGUAGAGAUAAGGGUGUUGUAGCAGAGGCUUAUUUCUGCAAACCCGACGAUUCGCACGUACAGCAUGUCUAGUGCUCUUUAGGAUAGCCAAAUAAGGAUUGCAGUAAAAAAAACAGAAUGGGGCCUUCGGCCGGCAGAAAAGGGAACAAUAAACAAGCGCUGUCCGACAGGACGGGGAAUGAUAGGAUAAGACCAAUGGGAGCAGGGAGACAUGAUUCUGCAACUCGUAAAUUGUAUAAGAAUGUUUAACAUUCUUUGUAGGGUGUGCCUGUCUAGCAGACACCCUUUCUUGCAAGAUCAUACAGAAUAAAAUAAUCUUG
Stegostoma tigrinum is the source of this 2746-nucleotide messenger RNA. RefSeq lists its product as uncharacterized. The transcript is spliced from 2 exons. The record is from RefSeq and is a predicted model, not a curated record. Lineage: Eukaryota; Metazoa; Chordata; Chondrichthyes; Orectolobiformes; Stegostomatidae. The coding region runs from base 951 to 1730 and encodes 259 amino acids.